CAGUCUUCUGUUAGUCAUGGCUAUGACAGCACAGGCAUCCUGGGUGAAUUCACUUACAAUAUUUGUGUAGCAUCCUUACAUUCAUAUCUGGGUGAUGUUGAAGACACACACCACAUGACAGCUUUCUUGGAUGGUGGGGCUGUAUUGAACCUUCCACUUUUCUGUCUUCAAGGAGUUGUACUCUUUCCUGGGGCUACUCUUCCCCUGAGAGUUAUUGAAUCCAAUUUUGUGGCUGCUGUUGAGAGAUCUUUGAGUCGAGUUGACGUUCCUUACACCAUUGGUGUGGUAGGUAAACUCCUUAUGAUGACUAGUUCUAUCACUUGCCACAUGCUUUUCUGCAAAACCUCUCUGAUACAGCUGAACUUAUCUCUAGAUUCUCUACAGAUUCGACAAUAUGGGCGCCUGGAGGAUGGUUCCCUGAAUUUGGUUACUCGUGGACAGCAGCGAUUUCGCUUAAGACGGUGUUGGAUCGACGUGGAAGGAGUGUCUUAUGGAGAGAUCCAAAUUAUUGAGGAGGACAUACCAUCGCGAACUCCAAGAGAUGCUUUUGGAAAAUUAACACCUCUAAGUAAUCUGCCUCGUAACCGUGCCACCUCAAGCAUGUUGCCGUUGAAGUAUUCUGUUGAAGUACGUGGUUCCAAAAAUGAGGAGAGUGAUUCAGAAGAGAACUUUGAGAGGGAACUUUCAUCAGCAGAGAGGAGAAUCCAUCAAUCACUCAUUGGUUCCAGUUAUGAACACGACUUAAUUGAUGAAUCGGCAAGCAGCAGUGAUGAUAGAUUCACAUACGAGACAGAUCAGGAACUUAGAUCCAGUCUAAAUGACCCAGACACUUCAAUAUCAUUGCUACCUGAUCAUGGAAACGAUGCGGAAAAUCUAGAUUCUAGAAUUGGGAACUGUUCCUCUUCUGGAAAACAGUCCUCCACAAGAAGACUUAAUUGGUGUUCUAAAAAUAUAGACCCCUACCCCUCACAUAGAAUUUCAAGAGCAUUCAUGCCUGGUUGGGUGUAUUGUAUGUUUGACUCCUAUUGGCUUGCACAACGGGCUGCAGGUAGUUUUUCCUUGCUGCUUCUAACUCUUUAUCAGCCAUUUUUCGGUGUAAAAAUUUACAUGGACAUAAUUAACAUAUAACUAUUUUUAGCUGCACUAA
This is a messenger RNA of Cicer arietinum (chickpea), 1147 nucleotides long. NCBI's taxonomy places the organism in Eukaryota, Viridiplantae, Streptophyta, Magnoliopsida, Fabales, Fabaceae. The record is from RefSeq and is a predicted model, not a curated record.